This is a messenger RNA of Meloidogyne enterolobii, 1063 nucleotides long. The record is from the annotation of a GenBank genome assembly. Lineage: Eukaryota; Metazoa; Nematoda; Chromadorea; Rhabditida; Meloidogynidae.
AGAAAAUUUUUAUGGUUCUGGAUGUGAUGUUUAUUGUAAAUUAAAUGAUUUGGAAAUUAUUUUGGACAGAAUUGAGUGUGAUAAUGAAAGUGGAGUGAAAAAAUGUAAAAAGGGGUGGAAAGGACUAAAUUGUGAACAAAAAAUUUUAUUAAAUACAAAAAUGGAAGGGAAUAAUCAAAGUAAUUGUUACUGUAUUAAUGGAGGGAAGUGUGUAGACAAUAAAUGUGUUUGUCCUGUUGGUUAUUGGGGAAAUAAUUGUGAAAAAUGUAUUCCAAAUUCAAAAUGUAAAGGAUUUUGCCGUCAAAGGCCGGGGGAAUGUUCUUGUCCGGAAGGGAAAGGAGGGCAGUUUUGUGAAAAAGAUUUAAUUUUUUGUUCAAAAAAUUCUCCCUGUCAAAAUGGAGGAAUUUGUCAAAAUAAUGCAGAAGGGAAUUAUACGUGUAAAUGUAGGCCUGGUUAUGGAGGAAUUAAUUGUGAAAAGGUUUUGAAUAAUUGUGAAGAUGAACCUUGUUAUAAUGGAGCUAAAUGCAUUAAUUUAUUUUCUCCACCAGGAUUUCGUUGUUUAUGUCCCCCUUCACUUGGCCUUUUUGGACGUUUUUGUGAAAUUAAAGCCCCAAAUGGUUGUAGAGAUUUACCUUGCCAAAAUGGGGGUUCUUGUAUUGACUACUACUUAAAUUCUUCUUCAACUCCCCAAAACAAUUCAUUUAAAUGUUUAUGUCCGGAUGGAUGGACUGGCCCUCUUUGUGAAUUGCCCUGGGGGUAUUGUAGUGAAAAUCCUUGUCAAAAUGGAGGUAAUUGUGUAACAGAUAAUUUUAACAAAAACGGCUAUGUUUGUUUAUGUCCAAUUGGCUGGUCUGGAAUUAAUUGUGAAAAUAAAAUAAAUAAUUGUUUAAUAAAUCCUUGUUUAAAUGGUGGAAAUUGCUUAAAUUUAAUUAAUUCAUUUAAAUGUUAUUGUAAAGAAGAAUGGGAAGGGGAAAUUUGUCAAAAUAAAAUUAAAAGAAUUAAACAAAUUGGAGAAGAAGAAGGAGGGGGAAAUAAUAACAGGUAUUUUAAAACAAAAAUAUAA